Messenger RNA from Brienomyrus brachyistius, 3017 nucleotides. It is a transcript of the gene vegfc, whose product is annotated as vascular endothelial growth factor c. Gene Ontology annotation, molecular function: vascular endothelial growth factor receptor 3 binding; chemoattractant activity; growth factor activity. NCBI's taxonomy places the organism in Eukaryota, Metazoa, Chordata, Actinopteri, Osteoglossiformes, Mormyridae. The record is from RefSeq and is a predicted model, not a curated record. Gene Ontology annotation, cellular component: membrane. The transcript is spliced from 7 exons. The coding region runs from base 438 to 1634 and encodes 398 amino acids. Gene Ontology annotation, biological process: vascular endothelial growth factor receptor signaling pathway; sprouting angiogenesis; positive regulation of protein phosphorylation.
GAAUCCUGCUUAGACCAGACCCAAAAAGGGGGAGGAGAGGGGAUGUCAGGGACAGCGUGAAAUUGCUUUAAACAUGCCAUUCCCCGCUGCCCAGACCUUCACGCCGCCUUAAAAGCCGGAGCACCGGGCACGAAGCGCUCUUUUCAAAGUUUACUUCCAGCAAGCGCGUAAAAAAGCCUGCAUUAAAAAAAAAAAGAAAAAAAAAAGUUUUUUUUUAAUAAUUUUAAAUAUUUAUUUAUUUAUUUAUUACGAGAUAAAGCACCGAGUCGGCUAUUCCAGCACCAUCCCCGGGCUCACAAAGGAGAGCUGCGUCUCGGAUACCUUCGGCGCAUUUUAAUCUGACUGGGAGAGGAGUCUGGAGUAGCCACGCUUAAUAGAGAGCCGUCAGAAGUUUGAAAGGAUUUAUUCCCCAUCCCGGAUUGCUGAGAUUGUAUAAAAUGCACCUAUUUGGAUUAUCUCUAUAUUUCGUAUGCAUCGUGUUUAUUUACAGAAGUUUGGCAAUUGAAUCAUUUCAAGAUUAUUAUGAUGAUUACCAAGGUCAAAGAGAUUUCCAGGAGGAAGUGCAGCCCGAACUGGAGCAACGGCUGCGCGCCGCGUCCAGUGUGGACGAGCUCAUGCAGCUUGUAUACAGAGGCAGCUGGACCUCACUACGCUGCCAGUACAAGCUGGGUCAGCGGCUCCUGGACCGAGGCCGUGCCCCCACUGGCGGAAGUGGCUCUGAGGAGCCUGCCAUGUACGCGGCUGCUUUCUACGAUUUUGAAGUUUUCAAAAGUAUAGAGUCAGAGUGGAGAAAGACGCUGUGCAUGCCACGCGAAGUGUGUUUAGAUGUGGGGAAAGAGCUGGGGUCGCCUACAAACACCUUCUAUAAACCACCCUGCGUGUCUGUCUACAGAUGUGGAGGCUGCUGCAACAGCGAGGAGCUGCAGUGCAUGAACGUCAGCACCUCCUACAUCAGCAAAACGCUGUUUGAAAUCACCGUCCCCAUCAGCCACGGAACAAAGCCCGUCACCAUUGGAUUCGCUAACCACACCCUCUGCCGCUGCCUGUCCAAGCUGGACAUCUACAGACAGGCACACUCCAUCAUAAGGCGGGCCCUUCCAGAGUGCAGUGUGGCGAACAAGACAUGUCCGAGGAACCAGGGCUGGGACGACGUCCUCUGCAGAUGUGUACUUCGGCCUGACGACACCUUCUCAUCAGGCCCUGCAGAACUCCUCAGUGACGACCCGUGUGGACCGGACAGGGAGCUGGAUGUGGAGACGUGCGAGUGUGUGUGCAGCAGGCAGGCCCAGGCGGCAUGCGGGCCGGGCCGCGUGCCCGACCCACACACGUGCCAGUGUGUAUGCAAGGUGCCCGCCGCCCCCUGCAGGCCCGGGCACGUCUUCAGCAGGGACGCGUGCCAGUGCAUAUGCGCCAAGACGUGCCCCAGGCACCAGCCCCUGAACGCCGCCAAAUGCGCCUGCGAAUGCACCGAGUCACCAAACCGCUGCUUCCUGCGUGGACGCCGCUUCCGCCCAGCCACCUGCAGCUGCUACCGCCCCCCGUGUGAGGUACGUAGGAGGAAGUGUGAUGCUGGAUAUGACUUCAGCGAGGAGGUGUGCCGCUGUAUACCCACGUACUGGAGGAGGCAGGACUAAGGAGGCGAGGUGUACUGACUGGUAAACAUCAAAAUGGUCACAUGGACACAGAGUGUGGGAUUAUGGGAAAUAUAAACGACAGUAACAACAACGGCAGCAUCAGCAUUGAGAAGCUAUAAGAGAAAACAAAGCCGGAUGUGAGCAUAAUGACGUAAUGAACUGAGGACUUACACACGCCGUCUGUUUCCAUGGUUACCGGCUCCGUUUUUAUUUGUAUGUGUCAAAUAAUGAUUUUAUAAUUUAUUGCCACUAAUUGUUUGCAAACAUUCCUGUUUAUAGUAUUUCAGCCUUUCAGGAAAAUACACUGUGAUCAAUAUUUUUGUAUCAUGUGAAAUACCUUUAAAAUAAAAUAUAAAGUUGUAUUACAUAUUCCUUUUUGCCUGCCAGCGUAACGCAAUGUCAGUGAGCAGAUGAUGCAUUUCUGUUCUGUUAUUUCACUUUGUAAAGGUGCCUUUAAUAGAUGCCAUUCCAUGAAAUGUAGUGAAUAUCAGCCAGUGUAUAUUCAGUUACUCCAUGAAAAAUACCGAUUCACGUUAAUAAUUGUCGGAUGCAAAUUUGCCACAGGGUGUAUUUUUAUUUUUUUUUACCAGCUCAAGGCAUGUAACUCUGACUCGUGCAGCGGACUGAACUCUGGAGGGGAGGAAGGGGCUUAGCUUUGCACCUCAGCAGGGGGACAGCAUGUUAGCGUUUAGCUAGGACAUGACCCGAGACAUGAAUCACGGUAUUAUCAGGGGGCGGUGGCCGGCCACGUGUGCCUGCUUCAGACGCUUACAGGUAAAACCCAAAGCUGGAGACAGGUUUCCGAACGGAAGAGAUGUAAGGUGUGAGGAACAGUGAGGUUACCGUGGAAACACAGGCAGCCCGCGUCUGUGUCAGGAAGCUCAAGAAAUUCACAUUAAAGCUUCCAUGCUCUGAAAAGGCAGGUCCAGCAGCAGCUUUCCGGAAUCGGACAGGGAACACUGUGUGGGAAUCAAGACCGAGCAGUUAUCUGUCAACACGCACAACAAGUGGCGAACAUUUCCAUAGCAACAGACAACGCCAAGCUUUUCAUUUCGGAGUUUGAGUGACUCGAACCGCUGCUGGAAGUGAGGAUGCAUUUUACCUUUAAAGAUUUAAAAAUGUGUAGAAAGUUGAAAGAAAAGUAUUAAUGGAUGAAGGAGAAUGAAGGAGAGUGCAAUUGUAGCUGUUUUGUGAUGUAUGUUUUUUUUUUUUUUUUUUUAAACUUUCUUAAAUGUGCUAAUUGUGGAUUCUGUUUGUGGAAAAUAAGCAAUAUUUUAGCCAGUUGGCAGGUUCUGAAACUUUUUAGGCACUUUCAUCAGUGCGUACAACACAAUAAAUUGAUUCCUUUUACCAAUUACGAAUAAAUACCCUUCCAAAAACCAA